CCACAACGACUCUGACGGGACCAGCAAGCACAACCUAACUGUAUUAUCAAAACAGACAUCCUCACCCGUCGGGAGCUAAGAAAUCACAAUCGAAAAUGGACUUGCUAGGCGAGUACGAUUCGAAUUCUGAAGACGAAAAUGCAACCGGCAAGACCACUGCGACGCAGCAAAAAGCCCAGCGUGCCGACCGUCGGUUUUUGCGGGCAGCUCCGUCGAUUUCGAUCAUGACCCGGCGAAAACACGGGCACGAACUGAUCGUCCACAACGAUCCCAGCAACCGGGACGUCUUGAUCACCGAACCAGUCCAGGGACCGCAGGUCGAAGAUCCAAGCAGAGCACAGAAGAAUCAAUUGGCGCGGUUCGACCUGGAGAAGAAUGCCGUUAUCGACGAGGCGUCCUUUGCAAAACAAAGAAAGCAAUUUCAGCGAACGGGACAGGCACUGGGUCCMGACGAGAAAACAACGGUGGUGCGAACCACGCUGGGGUAUAAUUCCGAUCGAUUGCGGCUGUUCGAGGAACAAGAACGCGAACGACAAAAACGGCAGCGGGAGCUCUACGGCAGCGACGACGACACCGGUGGCGGCAACGGGGAGGGGAAGAAGAAAAGCAAAAAGAAAGCAAAAGAACCUCUUGUGUACGGCUCCGAUGAUGAGGCUGUUUACGGGGUGUGGGCGCCUCCCUCAAAAGAAGAGCGGUGGCACGCGGACAAUGCACUCACCGAUAUCCAGAARGGCGGCAUCGAAUCGCUGGCACCCGAGCAGAUCAGCGAGCGCGAAUACAUCAAGGAACGAGACCGAUUGCURGGAGAGAAGGAAGAAGAAAGGGAGGAAAUAUCCGGCUUUGAACGGCUCAUGGAACGAAAAAUGGCGCACCUCUUGCCGCCGAAAACCGCCGGAGACGAUCGUCCGAUGGAACCCACGAAAACAACGUUUCACGGCGAGUCCGAGACCGAUUACAAGGGGCGGUCGUGGAUGGCCCCGCCCACGGGGAUGGCAUCGAUCCUGUCCUUGUCGCGGACCGUCGAGGAAGAAAUGGACGACCACAAGUGUUUCGUUCCGAAGAAGUGCGUCCAUCGCUAUACGGGGCACAACAAGGGCGUUCAGAGGAUACGGCUGUUUCCAAAGACGGGCCACCUGUUGCUGAGCGCCGGCCUCGACGGGAAGUGCAAGGUGUGGUCCGUUGGGGAACCGGGCCAGAGGCGGGUUCUCAGAACCUACGAGGGCCACAAGGCGGCGGUCCGGGACGUUCAGUUCAACCACGACGGGAGCAGGUUUGUCUCGGCCUCCUUCGAUCGGUUCUUGCGGCUCUGGGACACGGAGAGCGGAAGAGUCCUCCAGACCUUUGGCAACAAGAAGGUUCCGUACUGUGUGGAAUUCUAUCCGAAGGACGACAAUUUUUUCGUAGUGGGAACGAGCGACAACAAGAUCGUAACCUACGAUUGCACGACCGCGGAGAUCACCCAGGAAUACAACCACCACCUGGCACCCGUGAACGCCGUUGCCUUUGUGGAGGAGGACAACGGUAACGUCAAGAUGAUAUCCUCCAGCGACGACAAAAAGGUGCUGGUAUGGGAAUGGGACAUYGGAGUCCCGAUCAAGUACGUUUCGGAUCCCACCAUGCAUUCCAUGCCGUGUCUGGUCCUGCAUCCCUCGCACCAGUACCUCGUCGGACAAUCCCUCGACAACAACAUAGUUUGCUUCCAGGUGGGCCAAAAGUUCAAGCUGUCCAAGAAGAAGAAGUUCAGCGGGCACCAGGUCGCYGGCUACGCGUGCGAGCCCUCGUUCAGUCCCGACGGCCGGUUCCUCGUGAGCGGCGACGGGAAGGGGAAGAUGUUCGUUUGGGACUGGAAGAUGCAGAAAAUCCUGCAGAAAUUCCGGGCCCACGAAAGUGGACCGACCAUUGCCUGCGUGUGGCACCCGAUCAAUCCCUCGAUGGUGUUUACGUGCGGAUGGGACGGCGUCAUCAAGAUGUGGCAGUAAAAAGCCGGCGUUCUUGGUUCGAAAAACCCCACUGGUUGGCCCGUGCCUGCGGCUGGUUCACGGGGGGAGAAGAUUCGACAAUAAAACACUUCGUAAUCA
Messenger RNA from Pseudo-nitzschia multistriata, 2078 nucleotides. The record is from the annotation of a GenBank genome assembly. NCBI's taxonomy places the organism in Eukaryota, Bacillariophyta, Bacillariophyceae, Bacillariales, Bacillariaceae.